Aspergillus glaucus CBS 516.65 is the source of this 363-nucleotide messenger RNA. RefSeq lists its product as uncharacterized. The transcript has 2 exons. The coding region runs from base 1 to 363 and encodes 120 amino acids. Lineage: Eukaryota; Fungi; Ascomycota; Eurotiomycetes; Eurotiales; Aspergillaceae. The record is from RefSeq and is a predicted model, not a curated record.
AUGAGCGUCAAUUUGCAGAAUGUCAACGGUAGACUGGUGACCACAAAUGUCGAGCCUCCGUCCGCCUGGACAAGAGAUUAUGAGGAGAUGGGCGGGGAUAUGAUGUGGGGUCCAGAAGGCGAUGUAUGCGAGCUUCUACGAGCAAUGGGGAUCAACGACAAUGUGCAGCCUCUUUUUACCAUGAAGUCUUACACUGGGGGGGCCAUGUCUCUCCUCGAGGUCGGGAGCGGCAGCUUCUAUUUCUACAAUGCUAGCGAUGAGUCGCUGUACGUCAUCAAUCACCCCUCUGAUCUUAAGUCGAUUGCUGCAUUCAUCGACGAUGAGAAUUUGGGACUGAAUUCGCUCGACAUUGAAGAAUUGUAG